GAAACUAUACCAGAUAUUUUACAAUCUUAUUCGCUCGCAACGCAACAUGACAAAGAUUGGUAUAAGGCAUGGCAUGCUUGGGCUCUUGCUAACUUCGAAGUAAUAUCUCAUUAUGAAAAGCUUAUCGGCACAGACAAUGAUUCUCAAGAAGAACAAAAUAUUUGUGAUAUACUUGAUGAAGACACUGCAGAUAUUUACCAAGAGAUAUUGCGUUAUGUUGUUCCUUCCGUUCAAGGCUUCUUUAGAUCCAUCGCUCUCUCUAGAGGGAAUUGUUUACAAGAUACCUUGCGAUUGCUUACUUUAUGGUUUAAAUAUGGUUCUCAUGAGGAAGUUAGUAAAGCCAUUAAACAGGGAUUUGGAAGUGUUAAUAUUGAUACUUGGCUUGAAGUCAUUCCGCAGCUGAUUGCACGUAUUCAUGCACAAGAUGUUAAUGUGCGUGAGCUAAUACAUCAAUUGCUUUCCGAUGUUGGCAAAGAACAUCCACAAGCGUUAAUAUAUCCGUUAACAGUUGCUUCUAAGUCUCAGAGUGUUUUUAGACAAAUUGCAGCAUCAGCUGUGAUGGAUAAACUGCGGUCUCACAGCCCGGUUCUUGUCGAACAAAACUUGGAAGAAGCAUCAAGAUUAUACUUUAUUGAUCGCAAUUUCGAAGCUAUGUUCCAAAUUUUGGACGAAUUACAAGAACGUCUUGAUCGUGGGCCUGAAACUUUACGAGAGGUUGCGUUUGUUCAAGCAUACGGUCGAGAACUUCAGGAGGCUGGAGGAUGGUGCAAAAAAUAUAAGCAAACCGGUGAUAUGACGUUCCUAGUACAGGCAUGGCAGAUUUAUCAUGAAUUGUUCAAAAAAAUAACCGCACAAGUUGGAACAAUUACUUCGCUAGACUUCCAAUAUGUCUCCCCAAAAUUACUUGCUGCGCGUGAUUUAGAAUUGGCAGUACCAGGAACAUACAAGAGCGGAGAACCUGUGACAAAAAUUACCAGCUUUGUGCCAACAGUGAACAUUAUUACUUCGAAGCAACGGCCACGAAAAUUAAACUUAACUGGUAGUGAUGGUAAAGAAUAUCAAUUUUUAUUAAAAGGGCAUGAAGAUUUACGUCAAGAUGAACGUGUAAUGCAAUUAUUCGGUUUGGUCAACACUCUUCUCUCUAUCGACCCUGAAACUUUUAAACGUCAUUUGCAUAUUCAAAGAUAUACAGUCACCCCCCUUACACCAAAUAUUGGUCUUCUUGGAUGGGUUCCAAAUUGUGAUACACUCCAUGCUCUUAUUCGUGAUUAUCGUGAGAGCAAAAAGAUUCUGCUGAAUAUUGAACAUCGAUUGAUGUUGCAGAUGGCCCCUGAUUAUGAUCAACUAACAAUAAUCGAGAAAGUCGAAGUUUUCGAAUUUGCAUUGGCCAAUACAACAGGACAAGAUUUGUACAAAGUGCUUUGGCUUAAGAGCAAAAAUUCCGAAGCUUGGCUAGAACGAAGAACCAAUUAUACUCGGUCUUUAGCUCUUAUGUCCAUGGUGGGAUAUAUUCUUGGACUUGGUGAUAGACAUCCGUCAAAUAUUAUGCUAGAUCGUUACACGGGGAAAAUAGUUCACAUCGAUUUUGGUGACUGUUUUGAGUAUCCAGAAAAAAUUCCAUUCCGAUUGACGCGAAUGUUAACGAACGCGAUGGAAGUGAGUGGUAUUGAAGGCAAUUUCCGCACCACCUGUGAAGCAGUUAUGAACGUUUUACGGAAAAAUAAAGAAAGUCUCAUGGCAGUCCUAGAAGCUUUUGUCCAUGAUCCUCUAAUAAAUUGGAGGAUCAUGGCAAAUCCAAGUCCACGGCAAGAUGGUGAAAAUCUCAAUGCAAUGGGCACAAGUAAUCGUCGUGCGCGCGAUAUUAUAAAUCGCAUCUCAAAUAAAUUAACAGGUAAGGAUUUCAAUCCUAACCAAGAAUUGGAUAUCCCAUCACAAGUUGAAAGAUUAAUACAACAAGCAAGGUCUGUGGAAAACUUAUGUCAAUGCUAUAUUGGGUG
This is a messenger RNA of Scutellospora calospora, 1997 nucleotides long. The record is from the annotation of a GenBank genome assembly. Lineage: Eukaryota; Fungi; Glomeromycota; Glomeromycetes; Diversisporales; Gigasporaceae.